This is a messenger RNA of Lachnellula hyalina, 2229 nucleotides long. Its product is annotated as Flavin carrier protein. Lineage: Eukaryota; Fungi; Ascomycota; Leotiomycetes; Helotiales; Lachnaceae. The transcript is spliced from 5 exons. Gene Ontology annotation, biological process: transmembrane transport; fungal-type cell wall biogenesis. The record is from RefSeq and is a predicted model, not a curated record. The coding region runs from base 1 to 2229 and encodes 742 amino acids.
AUGAUGUUACGGCCAUUUUCCACGUUUUCGACCAUUUCCUUAUUGUUAUUGGGCACCCUGCCGGCCAGUGGUCUCGCAGAUCAGAUCCUUAAGACAUCCGGCUUCAGCACAUGUUCAGCCGACACAACUAUCACAGUGCAGAAUGUGGAUCUACAAUAUGAUGCGGAUUCGAAGCAGGUAACGUUUAAUGUUGCCGGGACAAGCACCAAGUCCAUGAAUGUGACAGCUGUACUCAAUGUUACAGCAUACGGCACGAAAGUAUACCAGAACAGCUUCAACCCGUGUAAUGCAACCACAUUCGUUGAGCAAUUAUGUCCUUUACCCGUUGGGGAAUUCUCAGCUACUGGAGUCCAAACCAUUCCAGCUUCAUACGCAUCCAUGAUCCCCGCCAUCGCUUUCUCGGUUCCUGAUAUUUCAGCUCAAGCUACGCUCGAACUGAAGGAACUCGGCACCGGAGAUGAAGUAGCUUGUCUAACGUCUGACGUGACCAACGGAAAGACCGUCAAUGUACCUGCUGUAUCUUAUGUUGCAGCUUCGAUUGCCGGCGCAGCUCUUCUUGUGACUGGAGCUUCAGCUAUUGGAGCUGCUGCUGCAGGCGGAAGCUCCGCGGGUGCCGGAACAAUGAGUCCUUCGUUCACGGAAGUCAUUGGUGUUUUUCAGGGAAUUGCGAUGAAUGGUAUGAUGUCGGUCAAUUAUCCACCGGUUUACAGGAGCUUUACCAAAAACUUUGCUUUCAGCAGUGGUAUCAUUCCUUGGACCGCAAUGCAGACCUCGAUCGACAACUUCCGUUCUUCAACGGGUGGAAACUUGACGAAUGACAGUGUCCAAUUCCUCCGCAAUGCUACCCUCGUCUACUCGGAUGGCACGAACUCCUCAGUCUCGAAGAGAUCUUUCGACGGGUUCAUGAGUGGAGCAUUGAUGAUCCGCGAUUCUCUCAACACCAAUGCCGCCAAUGCAUCUACUAACGCGACUUCGAGUGAUUCAUCGUCGAUCCAGACAACCGUACACGGUAUUCAGGCAUACGUUGAGCAGUUGAGUGUGCCUCAAGCAAAUACUUUCAUGACCGUCCUCCUUAUCGUAGCCUGCGUUAUUGCGGCAAUUGCUGUGGGUAUCUUGUUUUUCAAGGUCAUCCUUGAAAUCUGGGCAUUGUUUGGCUCCUUCCCCAAAGGUCUGAUUGGAUUCCGAAAACAUUACUGGGGAACCAUGGCUCGAUCAAUUGUUAAUCUGAUCCUCGUAUUGUACGGCGUUUGGGUCCUAUAUUGUAUUUUUCAGUUCACCCACGGAGAUUCAUGGGCGGCCAAGACAUUAGCAGGUGUCACGCUUGGUCUCUUUACCGGAGUCCUUGCUUUCUUUGCCUUCAUGAUCUGGAGGACAGCAAAUCAACUCAAGAAAGCGGAAGGAGAUGUUUCUGGACUUUACGAUAACAAGGCCCACUGGCUCAAGUACAGUCUCUUCUACGACAGCUACAAGAAGGACUUCUGGUGGCUUUUCGUCCCCGCCAUCAUAUAUAUGUUUGCUAAGGGAUGCGUUCUUGCUGCGGCCGAUGGACAUGGGCUUACGCAAACCAUUGCACAAUUGAUCAUUGAAUGCUUGAUGCUUGGUUUACUCAUCUGGAAUCGGCCUUACGAGAGACGAUCUGGGAAUGUGAUCAACAUCUUCAUCCAAGUCGUCCGCGCCCUCUCCGUUGUGUGUAUUUUGGUCUUCGUGGAGGAGCUUGGAAUUGCCCAAACAACUCAAACCGUCACUGGUGUCGUCCUUAUUGCUGUGCAGUCAGUCUUGAGUGGUGCGCUUGCCAUCUUGAUCCUUGCCAACGCCAUCAUCAUGAUGUGCAAGGAGAACCCCCACCGGAAGAGACGCAAGGAAGCUGAAAAAAUGAACCGCGACCUUGACAAUCUCACCCCUCUCGACGCCCGAAACUCGCUGCUCAUGGACCCCUCCAAGGUGCCAAUGAAUUCAGCCUAUGAGCAUGACCCUAAGAAUGCUCUCAUGAAGCAAAACAGCGCCGAUUCGUUCAUGAACGAACCUGCAAAUCCAUAUGCAGGAUCCACACCUCUACGACCUUACACUCCCCCAACACACCGAUCUAAUUUCUCCGUUGGAAGCCGUGAGAAUCUUGUUUCAGGGGCAGCACCAUUAGGGGGUGUGUCUGGAAGCCCACCACAUCAACCAACAUUACCAAACGUGGGAGGAAAUCAACCAUACGGAAGAUACAGAGAAGCGGAAUACUAG